AAAAAUCUUAGUCUGAGACGGAAAGAGAGAGAGUAUAGCCAUGGAAGUCUCAAAUCAGACCAGAAAACGGAAAGCAAUCGACGCCGGGCAUAGCUCGCCGCCGCCGGCGUAUCGAGGCUCAGAUGCUUACGAAGCUAGCAGUGUAGAUCUUUCUCUCCUUGAAGCACUUGAGAAGUCUUCGCAUCAUGCAGUAGAAGCGCUUGAUCUUAAAACCCUAAAAAAGCUUGUCCUCUCCUUCGAGCGGCGUCUUAGGGACAACAUAGCUGCUCGUCUCAAGUAUGUGGAGAAUCCAGAAAAGUUCGCUGACUCAGAGGUUGACCUUCACGACGAUCUUCAGAAGCUAAAGGUUCUCGCUGGAGCUCCGGAGCUUUACCCGGACCUUGUUGCUUCCAAUUCGGUUCCUUCGAUUGUUAACCUCCUCUCCCAUGAUAACUCCGACAUCGCCAACGAUGUUGUUCAGCUUCUUCAGGAUCUGACUGACGAAGAUGCAUUAGAGGAUAACGAUGAGCCGGCGCGUGUGUUAGUCGACGCACUGGUUGAAAACAAUGUGCUCGAGCUCUUGGUUCAGAAUAUGAAUCGUUUGUCUGAGGCAGACCCAGAUGAAGCUACGGCUAUAUACGCAACUUUGACAGUGAUUGAGAAUUUGGUGGAAGUAAAGCCGGCUGUUGCUGAAUUGGCGUGUGAACGAACGAAACUCUUGCGGUGGCUUCUGACGAAGAUUAAGGUGAGGGAAUUCGAAGGAAUCAAGCAGUACGCGUCUGAGAUUCUUGCAAUUCUGCUGCAAAACAGCUCGGCGAAUCAGAAACGGCUAGGUCAGAUGAAUGGUGUAGACGCUGUGCUUGAAGGUGUGGCGAUGUAUAAGUCGAAGGAUCCUAAAACUCCUGAUGAGGAAGAGAUGUUGGAGAAUCUAUUUGAUUGUUUGUGUUGCCUCUUGAUGCCAUUGGAGAACAAGGAGAGGUUCGUGAAUGCGGAAGGUGUUGAGCUGAUGAUUAUUAUCAUGAAGCAGAAGAAAUAUGCUUACGGGUCUGCAAUUCGAGCUCUAGACUUUGCCAUGACCAAUUAUCCACCAGCGUGUGAGAGGUUUGUGGAUGUUAUGGGACUGAAAACAGCAUUUGCUGCUUUCAUGGGUAAGAUUCCGCUAAACAAGAGGAUCAAAAGGGAGCGGUAUAAAGAGGAGCUAGAGGAGCGGGUUAUUUCCCUGAUUGCGUCAUUAUUUGCUGGUAUUUUAAGGGGUUCUAGGAGAGAUCGUUUAUUAAGUAAGUUUGUGGAGAAUGAGUUUGAGAAGAUUGACCGGCUCAUGGAAUUAUACUUGAGAUACUCUGAUAGGGUUAGAUCAGAGGCGGAGAGGUUAGACCAGCUUGAGCUUGAUGACCUUGAGUUGGAUGAAGAUGAGAAAUAUAACCGGAAGCUAGAAUCAGGGCUCUACAGUCUUCAGCUUGUUGCUGUUAUCCUGGGCCAUAUUUGGUGUUCUGAGCAUUCUGGAAUGAGAGCGCGGAUCGAGCUGCUACUGAAACAACAGAAGCUUAGUAAAACCGAUGUCAAGCAGAUUCUUCAGGAAUAUCACGACAACAUUGGAGAUCUUGAUGGGCCAGAGGAGAAGGAACGAGGACAGGCAAGAAUUCAGUUGUUCAUAUCGGCAAUGUGAUUUAGAGAAAAAAAGAAAGAAGUUGGAGAUAUCGCAAAUGGCUUGGUAUUAGAUUCCAAUAUGGGACCAGAUAUAAUCUGUCUCAGAGGCUUGAAGUCUAGCAAAAAUCAAUUAUUGGUGACCAGAUUCAUACCCUUUGUUUUGGUUUUGUCCCCUUUCGAUCGAUUUGGGUUAUAAACUUACUUUUUUUUU
Molecule: messenger RNA, 1837 nt
Organism: Arabidopsis arenosa
Lineage: Eukaryota; Viridiplantae; Streptophyta; Magnoliopsida; Brassicales; Brassicaceae
Source: the annotation of a GenBank genome assembly